AUGAAGUUCGCCUUUCUGUCUCUGCUGGCAGCCAGCCAUGCCACCACAACCGCCCUCGAGUGCCAGCAGCACGGCCCCAUCCUCCCCCGACCCCUCGACUUGAACCACUCCAAGACCUUCCGUCGCGCCCUCGACAAUCUCACCAGCGUGCUGGAUUCGGCCGUCGCUGGACGCAUCAAGGCCGGAUGGGACACUCGCAACACGUCAAUCUCUGUCGGACUCGUCAGCCUGGAUCAGGCCAAGCCCUCGGUUCCUCUAUGGGAAUUUCACCACCUCGCCAAAGGCAACGUCAACGGCACCAAACGCUUGGAUCGGAACUCCCAGUACUUGAUCGGCUCUGUUUCCAAGGUCAUUUCGGAUGCCAUCCUGCUUCGAAGCGGGGUCAAUAUUGAUGAACCGGUUACCAAGUUCCUCCCGUCUCUCAACAAUGCUUCGUCGUUGAUCUCUUGGAAUAACAUCACCUUGCGAGCGCUGGCCUCUCAGUUAGCUGGGAUCCCUCCAAACUAUGGUUUCUCCGAGUACUUCUACCUCAAAUCCUACUUCCAAACCCUCGGUUUCCCGCCGAUCGACGACUCCGAGUUCGGAUCUUGCGGCAUCAUCGGUCUCCCCUACGGGCCUUGCACUCAAGACCAAAUCCUCCAAGGCAUGCUCACCCUCCACCCCAUCGCGCCACCCAUGUCCCGCCCCGUCUACUCCAACAUCGCCUACACCCUCUUCACCUACGCCCUCUCCGCCCGCACCGGCAAGAACUACACCCAGCUCGUCCAAGACCUGAUCUCCACCCCCUUCAACAUGCCCAACACCUUCCCCAGCGUCAGCCCGUUCCCGGCCGCCAUGGACUCUUCGCGAGCCGUCAUCCCGCCUGUCGACAACAGCUGGGGCUCCAACUACGCCGACAACGCGCCCGGCGGGGGGCUCGUCUCGACCCUUGCCGAUUUGUCGUCGUUCCUGCACGCCAUCCUGUCCCACACGGUGCUCGACACAGAAACCAAAGUCCGGGAAUGGCUCCAACCGCGCAGCUUCGCGGGGUCGCGCAACAGUUUUGUCGGCACUCCCUGGGAGAUCUUCCGCCCUGCUCCUGAACUGCUGUUCCCCGCUGACGUGAUCGCCCAAGGCGGGGGGCAUACGGUGACCAUUCUGGAAAAGGGCGGCGCGGCGUACGGGUAUAACGCGUAUAUCUCCGUGUUGGAUGAGUAUGGCGUGGGGGUGGUGAUUCUCACGGCAGGCGACACCAAUGCCGUGCUGGGGGUUCAUGAUGCCGUGCUGAGCGUGCUUGUCCCCGCCGUGGAUGCAGCCGCGAGGGAGAGCGCACAGAAGGAGUACGCGGGACGGUUUCUCGGCAAGACGACGCCGGCUACGGGGAAUAUGCCUGUCAAUGCGACGAUUGAGAUCGAUGCCAAGUCGAUGAGGCUGGUUGGGCUGAGCAGUAAUGGCACGGAUAUGCUGGCUUCGUUUGCGGAGGUCUGGGCGGUGACGAUGGGCAUGGUCAUGCCCGGCACGGGGCUGGCUGAAGAGUGGAGGCUGUAUCCGGCGGAGAUUUCCACGCCGGGGAGGUUGGCUGAUGGGAAGAAGGUGGUGAGGGAGGAUUGGAGGAUCAUGUGGGCGCUGGAGUCGGAGUUUGAGUCGGAGCUACCAGGAAGGGGAAUCAGUGAGCAGAAUUGUCUGAGCUGGACCGCGGCGGAUUGGGUGUACUGGGGUGGCGAGCCGAUUGAUCGGUUUGUGUUUGUCAAGGAUGCUAAGGACGGACGCGUGCUUGGGCUGGAAGUGCCGUUCUUGAGGACGGAGGUUAUGAAGAAGGCGAGGUAA
Messenger RNA from Canariomyces notabilis, 1806 nucleotides. Its product is annotated as beta-lactamase/transpeptidase-like protein. Bases 1 to 1806 code for a protein of 601 amino acids. NCBI's taxonomy places the organism in Eukaryota, Fungi, Ascomycota, Sordariomycetes, Sordariales, Chaetomiaceae. The transcript has 3 exons. The record is from RefSeq and is a predicted model, not a curated record.